CUCUCCUCUCUCCCUCCGUUUCUCUCUCUUCCGAUAAGCCCUAAACUAAACCCUUCCUCUGCCUUUUUCUUCACGACAGUCCAUAAACCUCCAUAAGAGCUCGCCCCUUUGCUUCCGUUCUCUCCAAUCUACCACCGCGAAGAAAGAUGAACUUCAACAAUGUCAAAGUUCCUAAGGUGCCAGGAGGUGGGGCUGCUUCGGCAUUGAUCAAGUUGGGUAUCAUAGGAGGUCUUGGCGUGUAUGCAGCUGCCAACAGUCUUUACAAUGUUGAAGGAGGGCAUCGAGCGAUUGUAUUCAACCGUGUAGUUGGUAUCAAAGACAAGGUCUAUCCUGAAGGGACUCACCUUAUCAUCCCAUGGUUUGAGAGGCCAGUAAUCUAUGAUGUCCGUGCAAGACCUCAUUUGGUUGAGAGUACAUCUGGGAGUCGUGACCUUCAAAUGGUUAAAAUUGGACUUCGAGUUCUCACUCGUCCUGUGCCGGACCAGCUACCUACAGUUUACCGUACACUGGGCGAAAACUAUAAUGAAAGGGUCUUGCCAUCUAUCAUUCAUGAAACUUUGAAAGCGGUGGUUGCACAGUACAAUGCUAGCCAGCUGAUUACAAUGAGAGAGACUGUUAGUAGGGAAAUAAGGAAGAUAUUGACUGAGAGAGCUGCCAACUUUAACAUCGCUCUGGACGAUGUGUCCAUUACUAGCCUGACUUUUGGGAAAGAGUUUACUGCUGCAAUUGAAGCCAAACAGGUGGCUGCCCAGGAAGCGGAGAGGGCCAAGUUCGUUGUUGAAAAGGCUGAGCAAGAUAAGAAGAGUGCCAUUAUCAGAGCACAGGGAGAAGCCACGAGUGCUCAGCUGAUUGGUCAAGCUAUAGCCAACAACCCUGCCUUCAUCACUCUCAGGAAAAUUGAAGCUUCAAGAGAAAUUGCCCACACUAUUUCGAACUCAACCAACAGGGUCUUCCUGAACUCGGAUGAUCUCUUGCUGAAUCUUCAGAAGAUGGAACUGGGAAGCACUUCCGGGAAAAAGUGAUUUGACUCGAUCUUCUGUUUAUUUUUGUUUCCAGUAUCUAUAUGGGAAGAACUUCCGAUGUGCGAUAAUGAGUUAAUAUUGUUCAUUGCCCUGCGAAUGGAGAGUUAUGUCUUCCAAAAGAUCGUGGAAAAAUCAGUUUGAGGUUAAAACAAAUUGUUGGAUAAUCUUCACUGCUUCUCUUAAGAAGACAUUUGCCAAUAACUUAUAAGCAUGUUUGCUACUUGCUUGUUUUCAGGUUUA
Molecule: messenger RNA, 1262 nt
Organism: Punica granatum (pomegranate)
Lineage: Eukaryota; Viridiplantae; Streptophyta; Magnoliopsida; Myrtales; Lythraceae
Source: RefSeq, a predicted model, not a curated record